Linum trigynum is the source of this 1390-nucleotide messenger RNA. NCBI's taxonomy places the organism in Eukaryota, Viridiplantae, Streptophyta, Magnoliopsida, Malpighiales, Linaceae. The record is from the annotation of a GenBank genome assembly.
AUUCUUCAUCGGGAUUAUUUUGUAGCAAACUUGUCACCGUAGUUUGAACUAAGCGCAAUAAAUAUGUAACUUUCUGAUCGAGCGUACAAGUCAUUGGAUAUGUUGGGAUAUUUUGUUAACUUGCUCAGUUACUACACUCGUUUCACUUCUACAGUUUGGACGAUCACAUGACGCAACAGGCAAAAUAUGUGGCCGUUGAAACUGCAGUGAAAAUUACGGUUACAAAUGAAAGUUAGCGACCCGAAUUCGAUGACCGCUCAUAAUUGACCCCUAACCAAACUGUCGGUUCAGUGGAUGAGCAACGGUCACUAUAUUUAAAAAAAGUGUAAAAUCAGGAAAAGCCAAACGUAGCAAAGAAAGAAGAAGAAAAACGCAAGGGGGCUGAGAAAAGUUGUUCCCAUCUCCUUUUCUUUUCUCAACUUUCUACCCGCUCCUUCAUUCCCCUACCAAAGAAUACAUAACAAUCAUUCUGCAGCCAGGAGUUCUAAGCAAGACAAGCAGCAGCAGGGCAUCCUCAUGAUCAAAGCUGUGAAGAAGCUCAAGAAGUUCUGGCCAAGAAAGAAGAGAAAGAAGAAGGCGUCGACAUAUCAACACGAUCCUUCUUACUACCACCUCAACUCCACCUGCCAUUGCUGCUACUCAUACUCCAACCCUCCCCCUCCACCACCUCCACCGCCGCCGCCACAGCCAUCAGCUCCUCCGUUGCCAGCAUGGCUCGAGACUUCUCCUCUUAUGCAACAGCAAAACGUUCCCCAGUUCUCGUAUCAAACCCAUACCAGCUGCUUCACGUCUGAAGAGAUCACAGUGGAAGCAAGUCGGAGUUGCCCCACUGAGAACACUCUUCCGUCAUCUUCUUAUCAGCAGUAUAUGGAUCCACAGCCUGUCUAUGGAGUGCCUGCUAACGUUGCGCUUGCGCAGCAGACAUCAUCAACAAAACUGGAGAGAAAGUCAGCUGGUGGUUUCUUUACUUCUGUAGCGAAGUUUGGUGCCAAUUUAUUUGGUUGCUUCCUCCCCUGUUUUCGGAUUCAGGAAGUUCACAUGAGAUGAGAGCAGAGCCAGAGGAGCUAGUUUAUUGUGUUCUGCUAUCCUUCUGCAACUCCUCUUGUUUGGUAUUAUCGUUCAUUGUACACUAGAAAGAAGCUCUUAUUUCAUAUAUGUAAUGGCAGAUGUGUACGAAAUACAGGCUAUAUAAUAAAGUUGAUUGCAAUAACAAAAUGUGGGACUCAGAGAAAGGCUCAAUCAAUACGAGAAGCAAAAUUAGCACCUAUGAAGUAUAAUUUCAAUCAGAUCAUCACUCGGUGUCCAUGGCAUAUCAUUUGACUACUACAAGUGGUUUCUGAAAGCAAAGUUGGUGCACUACCCCUAAAUUACAUAAAGACAAAGGGAAAUA